AUGGGUGCGGGUGGGUCGAAAAGAUAUCGACAAAUUGAAGAAGAAUAUGACAAGUAUAUAUUACGAUGGGAUUACUAUCCACGGCAUCCUGCGUUCUUUCAAGGGCCAGCUGGUACUGUGGUGUAUGCUUUUAAGUUUUAUCCAAAGUAAGUUUUUAAGCCUAAGAUUACUUUUCAAGCCUAAAAUUCAUUUUUAAGCCUAAAAUUUAGUUUAUAAGCCUAAAACUUCUUUAUAAGCUUAAAAUUUACUUUAUAAGCCUAAACUUCAUUUUAUAAGCCAAAAAUUUAAGUAUAAUCGAAAAAUUCAUGUUAUAAGCCUAAAUUUUAGUUUAUAAGCCUAAAAUAUGUUUUAUAAGCCUAAAAUUUACUUUUAAGCUUAAACUUUAUUUUAUAAAUCUAAAAUUCAUUGCUAUAUUGUCUUAGAGUCCACUAUGUAGCUCAUGACACAAAAGAAGCCAAGUUCAUGGAAGACAUGGUGUAUGUUAUGGCCGUUAACGGUUGCAAAGGUUUGAUUCCAGUCGUAUUUUUGCAAAUCUACAAUGACAUUGGAAAACCGUACACAUUUCUUGGCAAUGUUCUACAACAACACAUGUUCAAGCAGAAUCUGAUUGAAUCUAAGUGAGUUUUAAAAAUUUUUGAUGAAUUGCACUAGUAGUACCAGUAGUACCAAAAGGUAAAAGUACUAAGUGUAAUGAAAAUCAUGUUUGUUAUAGAAUAAUAGCUGAAAAUAUCUUUCAGAUGGCAUGUACCAUACGUACCAUUUCACAAUAUAUCAGUUUACAUGAGCGAAAAUGUGGUGGAAGCUGGCUCAUGGUUAAUAUGCAAUCCACAAGAGACUCAGCCAACUUCCGAUCGAUGGCCCGAUUACUGGCUGGCUAUAAAGACUUGCAAUGGCUAUGUCCAAAAACAUAUUCAAAUCUUCAAGGAAACAUACGAUCAUAACAAAGCGUUGGCUACUAGGGUUUAUUUGGAGGCCUUUAGGGUGGGUUAUUAUUGGAUUAAAAUUUUUAGGGUGGGAUAGUACUAAUUAUGAUAAGUUAAUGUUGGUUCAAAAAUAUUAUUCUAGAAAGACGACUCAGCACCAAAAGAGUCAGCCCCAAAGGAACCUGUAUCAAAAAAGACGGGACAAAAGGAAUCAACCCCAAAAGAACCAAAAGGACCAACACAAAAAGACUCAGUACCAAAAGAACCAGCAAAGAAGCCUGAAGCAACGCCAAAAGCAGCUCAAAAAGAAGAAAAAGCACCAAAAUUAGAGCAAAAAGAAAAGAACGCACCAAAAGCAGACCAAAAAGAAGCCAAAAAAGAUGAAAAAUUAGCUGAGAAAGAACAAAAAGUAGAAGAAAAGCAACAAAAAGGAAAAGCUGAAGGAAAAAAGGUAAAAAUAUUGGUUUUUGAUGGUGUAAACAAAGUUUUUGCGAUUUUUUGUUUAGUAAAGAAAGUUCUUGCCAUUUUCUGUUUUACAAAGAGUUUUUGCGACUUUAUCUUCUGUAAAGAAAGUUUUUGCGAUUUUCUUUUAUGUAAUGAAAGUUCUUGCUGUUUUCAUUUAUGUAAAGAAAGUUUUUGCAAUUUGUUGUUUUGUAAAAAAAGGUUUUUGUAUUUUUCAUUUGUGUAAAGAAAGUUUUUGCGAUUAAUAUUUAUGUAAAGAAAGUCUUUGCGAUUAAAAAAAAAUUUUUAGCCAGAUGAAUCUUCGAAGAAUGAAACUUUCUUGGAUGAAGCAAGUUAUCCAUGGAUUCAAUUAUACCCAAAGAAGCUCAUAACCGACACAUUCCCGGGUGUAGCCGAACCUUCUCCACCUGUUCUAUUCUUGAGAAUUCGGAGAACAACGUAGGUUUUGUCUAAAUAGUGGUAUAUUAGGGUAGAAUAUGAUAUAAGACAGGGUAUAUUGUAGGGGUAUACGGUAUGUUUUGCGAUACAGUGUGUAGCAUAAGGAAGGGUAGGAUAUGAUAGAGUAGGGAAGAGUAGAGUAGGUUUGAAUACAGUAGAAUACUCUUCAAAACUAAAAAUUUUCAGCACCGGUCGAUACUACCUAUUCCGGCAGCACGAAGAGACCUUCUCCACUAUAUAUCACUUGUUAGACGCAUACUAUGGCCAUGUUUUACCAUUGGACACGAGUUAUUCACUAAUUUUGGGCGAUCCAGUACUCCUUCAUAGCGAUCCACAACCAGGCAUUCGACCGGUCGACAUGCCCGUUCCAGCCCCCUUACGGCCAAUGAUUCGAUGUAUUGGUAUAGCUAGGACAUUGUUGCCGGUAUGGAAGGAGAAAAACGAAUAUGCAAAUUACGGGCCAGUGGAAGUGGCUAGUUAUGCGAAUUUACCGGGAUUAUAUACGUUUGGGUAUGCCAUGGCGGAGACGAAGAAGUUGAGUGGUAUUUCACCGGUCGGGCAGUGCAGUUUGGGUAGGUUAAUGUCAUAAUCUUAAAAGAAUAAACAUUAGUUUGGGUAGGUUUUUUGAUUGUGGGUUGCGAAAAAAGAUGUUUGAUCGUAUAACAUGGACCUCGCAUCCUGCAACACUUAGGGCGCGUCUAAUUUUUGCAAUUUUUUUCAUUUUUAAGUUGAAAAAUAUUAAAAUUUACAUUUAGGAAUCGUGACGAUGUAUGGUAAGAAGCGAAAAUCGGUUAUUAAAUUCAUAAAAAGCAAUGACUUCAUUUAUCAUGAACAAUUUUUGAAAGACAUUAUGAAGUUGCACAUUCACACGAGGAAACGACAGGACUUCACCAAGUAAGAACUUUGUUCAAAAUACAUAAAAUGGAAAUAACUUUCUUUACAAAACCAGAAAAUGGCAAGAACUUUAUUUUCAAAACAAAAAAUGGCAAGAACUUUCUUUACAAAGCAUAAAAUGACAAGAAAUUUGCUUACAAACAAGAAAUGGCAAGGACUUUCUUUACAAAACAAAAAAUGGCAAGUACUUUCUUUACAGACAUAAAAUGGCAAGAGCUUUCUUUACAAAACGAAAAAUGCCAAAAAUUUUUAUGAAAACACUAAUAUAUGAUAAAGUAUGGUUCUAGUUAACUCUUUAUCACUAUUUUCAGAAAAGAAGGCCACUAUUACAAACCAACCGGUAUGAACUUUUUGGCCAAAUUUCAUGGAUGUGACAUAACAUCGGAACGGAAAUGGAUUGGGUAUGAACGUGUAGGCUUGUACUCGCUGUCAGAGAUGAUGAAGUUGUGGACGGAGCAAAAGAAAUCAUUGUUUUUGAGGGCAAAACUGGAAAUCAUUUAUCAGGUAAGUUAAAAUUAAAAUUUUUUUUAAUUUUAAAAAAUUGCAAAAUUUUUUUUAACGAAUUGGCUUCGUAAGUCCAGUAAGCCUAACACUACUGAGCAUAAAAUUCAUAAACCUAGGCUUCCUAAGGCUACUAAGCGUAAGCCUAUUAAGUCUUAACUACUGUGCCUAAGCCUACAAAAUUUAAGAUUGGUAAGCUUAAGUUUACUAAGUUUAAGCCUAAUUCUAUUGAACUUAAGCCUACAAAAUCCUAAGACCUUUAAGCUUAAAACUAAUCGAAAUCGGAAUCUCAGCUGACCUAUAAGCAUGACUUUAAAUAUAAAGCUUUAACGUAAUAAAUGAUGGAUAAAAAGUUGUGCGGCAUUACCUAAUAUUGGUGACAUAACUAUUUUUAUAACAUAGCCUUAGAGAAAUUGUCAGAAAUCGUGUUGCGCAACUUUUUCUUAUGUAAUAUUGAUUACUUUUGUAAUAUUUGCCUCGAUGUAAAACGACCCAACAAAUUACUGCGAGUGCUGGGAUCUUAUUCUAUGUUACUGCGAGGUGCUAUUUAAUUUUUACCUGCCGUAUUUUGUGAGUAUAUAAAUCUACUCUGCUGCUUAAAAACGUCAUUAUUCAUUUUAGUCAUCCUAGGGGUAAGCCUAGGCUAAGCCUAAGCUAAGCCUAAGUUAAGCCUAAGCUAAGCCUAAACCAAGCCUAAGCUAAACCUAAGCUAAGCCUACGCUAUGCCUAAGCUAAGCCUACGCUAUACCAAAAAACGACACAACAAAUGACUGCGAGUGUUGAGCUCUUACUUUAUAUUACCACGAGGAAUCAGUUUUUAUCUGCCAUACUUAUGAGUAUAUAAACCUAGGUUUUAGCCAUAAAGCGUCAUUAGUAUUAUACCUAUUAAGUGUGAUUUUACUAAACCUAAGAUUAUUAAGCCUAAGCCUACUAAGCUUAAGCCUAUUAAGCCUAAGCCUGCAAAUCUCAAGCCUACUAAGCUUUAGCCUAUUAAGCCUAAGCUUACUAAGUUUAAGCUUACUAAGUUUAAGCUUACUAAGCUUAAGCUUGUUAAACCUAGGCUUAAUAGGGCUAAGCUUAAUAAGUUUACUUAGGCUUAUCGUUUCCAAUUAAUCAAUGUUCUUUAGAUAGUCUGCGGAAUGAGACAUCUGGAGCAAAAUGGUUUGUGUCAUCGGAACCUGAAGGCAUCGAAUGUGAUAGUAAAAGAAGAUUAUGAUUACAAUUGGAGUGUCGUCAUCACUGACUAUAUGUUGCCUUACAGCUUCUUGUUGGUAAGAACUUUUUUAUAAGCUAAAAAUGGCAAGAACGUUCUUUACAAAACAAAAAAUGGCAAAAACUUUCUUUACAAUCUAAACAAAUAAUUUUUCUUUAUCGACCGAUAUUUCUAGAACAAAUCGACCAAGCCCAUUCCCUACGAACGGCUGCAUUGGCGUUGGAUGGCUCCAGAAAGCCUUACGAAAGGCCAAUUUGAUAUUGUCUCAGAUGUCUGGGCCUUUGGAUGUACGGUGUUUGAGUUGAUGACGUGGGGAAAAGUACCGUGGUACUAUGACAAGGACAUCACAGUACCAGCGGAUAUUAUUCAAAAAACCAAUAAAGGAUUUUUGAUGACAAAUGACCCAAAAGUACCGGAUUAUACCGUGAGGUUGAGUGAGAUUUGCAUGGAGACUGAUACAAAGGUAAGUUAUUUGGGGGUUUCAGGGUGGAAAGAAAGUUUUUUGCGAUUUUUUGGUUUGUAAAGAAAGUUCUUGCUAUUUUUUGAUAUGUAAAGAAAGUUUUUGCAUUUUUUUUGUUUUGUAAAGAAAGUUCUUGCUGUUUUUAAUUUUUAAACUAUUUUUUGUCGUUUUUUCUUCUGUAAAGAAAGUUCUUGCAAUUUUUUUACGAUUUAUGAACUUUUGCAGGCUGCGAGUUUUAUGUUAUACGAAAGGAAAGAUACUAAUUCCGUAUUUUUUAGCUACGCCCAUCUUUUCACAAACUGCUGAACUUUCUUGGUGUUUUGUUAUACGAUGCGACGAAGCCGGUAGAACGAACACUGUACGACAAUGCUAUGAGUAAAUGCAAGGGAUCUGUCACUACUGGUAACGCCAAAACCUUGCGGUGA
This is a messenger RNA of Bursaphelenchus okinawaensis, 5316 nucleotides long. The record is from the annotation of a GenBank genome assembly. NCBI's taxonomy places the organism in Eukaryota, Metazoa, Nematoda, Chromadorea, Rhabditida, Aphelenchoididae.